AUGUCUUCACAACAAAGUCAAGGCCAAGGCGGCGGGAUGCCUCCUCAGUCUGGACCUCCAUAUCUCCCAAGGACAGCAGGCCUCGGUGGCAGGCCUACCCCAUCAGUUGACGAUCCUAUCAGCGGCGUGUUACUGGGCUUGUUUGUGACCGGUGCCGCCCUCAACAUGACCAUCUUCCAGUUGAACAGGCGUCGCUCGCACAAGUUCAUCCUCUCGGCUCUCCUUUUCGGUUUCUGUAUGGCUCGAAUCAUCGCCAACGUCCUGCGCAUCGUGUGGGCUGCAUACCCGACCAACGCCCGAAUCGCCAUCGCAGCCCAGGUCUUUGCCAACGCCGGUGUCAUUCUACUAUUCGUCGUCAACUUGAUCUUUGCUCAACGCAUCCUCCGCGCCUAUCACCCGCAUAUUGGUUGGAGCAAGCCUGGCACGCUCCUAUUCCGUUUCUUCUUUUUCAGCAUCGGCGCUAUGCUCGUCAUGCUGAUCGUCGCCGUCGUCUACAACUUUUACACCAUCGACCCUCACACCAAGCACCAGCUCCGUGAUGUUCAGCUCACUGCCAUUACUUAUCUCGCCGUUUUGGCCUUUCUUCCUUUGCCAAUUAUCGCAAUCUGUCUCAUUCUUCCACGGAAGGCUCCCAUGGACAAGUUUGGUCAGGGCCGAAUGCGCACCAAGCUCGGCCUCCUUAUCUUCACCUCAACUCUGCUCACUCUGGGUGCUGCGUUCCGCGCUGGCGUCAGCUACAAGAUCCGACCCGCUACCAACCCAGCCUGGUAUCACCACAAGGCCUGCUUCUACUGCUUCAACUAUGUCAUUGAGCUCAUUGUUGUCUUUUCGUACGCCCUGUCGCGGUUCGACCGCCGUUUCCACAUCCCCAACGGCAGCAGCGGUCCCGGCGACUACUCGGGAAGCGUCAAGUCGGACAACCCUAUGUAUCGUGUCUGCACCGAGGAGGAAGUCUUUGGCGACGAUGAGCGGCCACGAGCCGAGCGGCAACAAGAGCUGGAGGAAGGCCUCAAUCGCAAGGUUAACAACGAGAGUGUCUGA
Molecule: messenger RNA, 1041 nt
Organism: Fusarium keratoplasticum
Lineage: Eukaryota; Fungi; Ascomycota; Sordariomycetes; Hypocreales; Nectriaceae
Exons: 2
Coding region: 1-1041 (346 amino acids)
Source: RefSeq, a predicted model, not a curated record